AUGUCGCGGCUCAAAAUGCCGCAGAAGAAAGAAGCUAUGGACAAACUUGUCCAGGAUAUUUCAGACUUUGCGACAAGGUUGCAUGACCUGCUGAACAAUCGACAGCUUUUGUCCGCAGAAAUAUCGCGGGAACUGGAGAAGUACACCAAACAGCUACCGCUCAGUAGCAAUGUGCCGGAUAAACAAGUGCGGACGCUGGAUGCAUUGGGCACUGAACUAUGGAAUGUCUCCGCAGGCCUCGUUCAUAACGAUAUCCAACGUGACCCACGACCGAAAGCGACUGACCCUGUGCACCAAGCCGCACUGAUCCGCGCAUUUGCCUUCCUACUUCUCGAUACCGCUGACCCCACACAGUCCUCGAAGAAGAAGAGCGAGGACGUGCAAACAAGGAUCAUUACCGUUGCACUCAGAGCAACCCGGCUCUGCCUGGACAAGAACGAGCUCGAUUUGGCGAUGAGAGUCCUUGAGAGAUGCAGCCAGCGUAUACCUGAUGAGCGAGACGAAGACACACUGCUCCAGAUGGCCAUGGACCCAAGCGAAGACCGGCAGACCUUCGAAACGUCAAUCAAGGACCUAAGAAGCGAAUUCUACCUGCUACGCCUUUUGCACUCGUGGAAAUCGGCUCGCCUAGACCUUGCUGAGCAUUACCUUGCGAAGGUCAAGCUCUCUAGGACAUCGCCAACGAGCAACCUUGCAGUGAAAGCUGCCGAUCUCUUCUACGAAAUCGCAAGAUCCUUGUCAAAACUCAGCAAGCCGGACGAUGCUGUGAAGUGGUUUGAGCGCGCCUGGGGUGUGUCAGAUCAAGUCAGCCCAGAUCACCUCAGUCAAGAAGGAGCAGAGCUGCUUAUGAGCAUUGGCGUAUCAUUUGCCGACGUUCUGCUGUCUUCUCAACAACCGUCUCAUCAAAAGCGCGCGUGCGAGAUCGCAAGCAAGUUGGAGCAAACACAUGGACUCAGUAAUCGAUUGACGAUACCAAUAUUGAAGUUCCAGAUACUUGCGAAUGAGCGCCGCGUAGAUCCCGACAACAUGACCACUAUACUCUUACAUAUCGUGAAGCUGGCAGUGCUUACCGAAGAGAACUUCAACAUGAUUAUGAAGACGAUGCGCAAGGCAUGUGAAAAGUCUUGCACUACCGCCUUACACGCUCUCAGGAUGUUCAUCAGCACUCGGUUGUUACCGGAUGUUGAACACAACCAGCACAGCAAAAGUGCGUCUCAGGGAUGGCUGGAGAAGGCUUCUGUCGCAUACAUUCUCUUCCACACUCGAUUGCCGAACUUUGCGCUAGCAACCUCGCUAGAUGAUCUCCAGGAUCUCUUCGAUACUUUCAGUAGCGCCGUUCCGUCGCCAUUCACGGCCAAGGCAACACAUGCUGCUCAAACGCUGAUGUGGAAGGCAAUUGGACAAUCCACCCUCAGCCAUACGUUCAGAUGGUGUCAGUUGUUGAGGCACCCCCUUUUCGAGAAUGCUGGAUACGUCAACAAGGCACGUAUUGGCAGAAAACUCAUGUGCAUUGCGAUCGACGAAGGUAGUGUUGCAGCCGCGAGAGAGGCCUUUUACCAAAUGCCCGAGACUGCAAGAAAUGACGGGCCCUCGCGACUCCUCGCUUUCAGGACUGCAUUGAUUUCGAGAGACGACGACUUUGCCAUGGAAAGUCUUCAGGUCAUCGCAAAGACCGUUGCAAAGGAUCCAACAUUUCUCUACGCAUGUGUGCUAGAAUCGCAGCAACAUGGCAUGGACCACAUGACUCUUGCCACUCUACAGGCGAUCUUGGGUCAGAAGCCUGCAGGCAUUCAGAUGCCAGCUCUUUUGCGCUGCGCUGCACGUCUUGCUGUAUCCAGAGUCAACGAUGAGCGCUACAGUAGUGACGAUACAGCUCUCGAAGCUGUCAAGACAUUCGAGACGGCUUCACAUCACAUACACGACCUACGACAACUUGCAAAGACCCAAUGGACUGCUGAAGUCCAGUGGUGGAGCAAGAACAGCUACAACUUCGCUCUACGCCAUUGCAAGAAGAUGCCUCCAGAUUACACUAUCCGAAUACUAGACGUAUGUGCGGUCUUCACGGAAUGUUACUCAACCGAUGUCGAGCAAAGACAGCAAAGCGACCUGAGACAACGCAGGUCUCUCUGCUCGUUCCUCUCGACAACAGCACUCAUCGUUAUGGGACGCUCAGGAGAAGUGGGUUCGGAGCACACGAAUCAGUGCUUCCUGCACGCUCAAGACCAAAUUACCAAAUUCAAGUCACUGCAAGCAGAAGUUGGCGACAAAGAUGUGGGUCAAGAGUCAACGGCCAGAACGUUUGCAAUGCUCAAGUUCGAAGUCGAGUGCAUACUGCACCUACAGCAGUGGGACCGGCUGAAUGACACUCUUCGAGAGUGCCUCGAAGUCCGUUCGGUCGAGCGAUGGGACGCUUUGGCCGACUUGAUCAUAAUAAUGCACGAGCAUCUGGAUGCCUCUACUCGAGACUCUCAUUUUGAGAUGAUCAACCAGGUCCUCCAGCGAGUCAUCAACGACACGUGGAAGAAGCAGAAGGAGAUCGUGAAGGUGGCCCGCUGGGUCAGAUUCACAUUCACGCUAUGCUUGAAUCACGUUCAGGGGAACUUUUCACUACGGCUGCUCGAGCAAGCAGCGACCAUGGCAGAGAAUGGGUAUCGUGGCAAGCACGAACACUAUCCGGAAUCAGAGUUGCAAUGGCUUGCCACGACGAGCUUCAACCGUGGCGUGGACGUUUUGGUCGAGGAAGAGAACGAAACAGACGCUUUUCGCUGGAUGAACACUGCGCUAGCACUGGCCAAAUGGUCGCAGGACAGCGGCAGCCUGCACGCGAUCUUGACAAGCAAGGAAGAGGCUGCGGAGCAGCAUGUAAGGGAUCGGGAGAUGCAGACUUGA
Molecule: messenger RNA, 2889 nt
Organism: Zasmidium cellare ATCC 36951
Lineage: Eukaryota; Fungi; Ascomycota; Dothideomycetes; Mycosphaerellales; Mycosphaerellaceae
Exons: 5
Coding region: 1-2889 (962 amino acids)
Biological process (GO): regulation of synaptonemal complex assembly; meiotic cell cycle
Source: RefSeq, a predicted model, not a curated record